GCUCAUACUGAUCGCAUAUCUUACUGUUAUUACCAUAAAUAGCAGUGAACUGACAAUUUCGCAAAUGUACUAAAACCACUUGGAAUUGCUCCGUUUUACCUUGACCCUUCAAACAUCUGGUACGCACAUUCACCUGUCCAGUAUCACGCUGCUUAGGAGGUUGUGUGCGUGGGGACCGGGAGCGUGAAGCGGCGGCGUGCGACUCUCGGCGUGCGGCGGACUGCAUGGCCGCACAGUCGCUGUGGCCGCUGACCGGGGGUGUUGCAGGCGCCCGCACAGCGGCGUGUGCGAUGCCAGCCAUCCCCCCACCCCACCUCCCCUGCACUGCCGCGGCACGCUGCCCUCAAACCACGUCUGCUACUGGUGCUGGCACUUCCCUGGCGGCAGCGGCGGCGGCGGCGGCAGUCCGGCACAGUGCGGCGUGUGGCGUCAGCUGCAGCCGCAGUGGCAGUAGCAGUAGCAGCAACCGUCAUUGCUUUGCCACGUCGGACCCACACCAGCACUUCUACCAGCACCACCGCCCGCGAGUGCCCCCCGCAUCAUCAUCAGCAGCAGAUGCCGCCCCGACAGCAGCGCAGGACUCGUCCGCUUCCUCCUCCCCCUCUUCCUUCUCCCCCUCUUCCUCCUCCCCCACUUCCUCCUCCGCCUCCCUGCCGCCUCCGGGCCCCGCUGCGGGCCUGUACGACCUGGACGGCGACCCACUGCUGCAGCUGCUGUUCGAGCACGCGGGGCUGCGGGCCCUGGACUUCGCCCCCGCCCUGCCGCACAUGGCAGCCAGCACCCGAUACAUGCAGCUGGAUGCCGCCAACUUCGCGGCGUGGGUGUCGCUCAUGACCGACCUGAGGGUUCAGCGGCCGGCGCUGGUGCUGGCCAGCUGCCCGGCCUUCCUGCUCAUGCGGCUCACGGAGGAGGGGGAGGAGCAGGAGCAGGAGGAGGGGAGCGGCAGUAGCAGCAGUAGCAGCAGCACCACCACUGACAGUGGCAGUGGCAGUGGCAGUGGCAGUGGCAGUAGCGGCGGCUACAGCGCGCUGCUGCUGGCGCCGGGGUGUGGCGGCGGCGGCCCGGACUACGGCGCGGCGGUGUGCCGCUUCGUGGGCCACUGCCGCGAUGUGCUGCUGAUGCGGGAGGAGGCGGUGUGGGGGCUGCUGGCCAGGCUGCCCUCUCUGGCCUGGCUGCACCCGGGUCAGGUGGACGCGGCCAUUGCGGGCCUGGCGCCCGUGCUCAAGGGGGCGGGGCGGGGGCACAGGUUGGGACCGGCGCAGUCCCAGGCUCCCUCCUCAACGGCCUCAAGCUCCGCCCCGCUUCCCUCGACCUCGCCUCCCCCUCCUGCCCCCCCUCCCGCUCCUGCCUCCCCCUCUGCCCACCUGACCGAGGAGGAGGAGCUGGACGCCGCGCUGUACGCCUUCCUGGCCCGCGCCCCCGCAGUGCUGUGCCUCAGCCCACAGCAGCUGGCGGGCGGCAUGAAGGCAGUGGCGGCGGCGGCGGCGGCAGUGGAUGAGGAGGAGGAGGGCGAGGCGGCAUUGGGCUGGGGGCCGCGCGGGCCCAGGUAGGUAGGUGGGGGCAGACCUGGAGGACUCGAGGACUGGAGGACUGGAGGACGGCUGGCGGGUGGUGCCAGGGCGUGUGGUGCCAGGGCGUGUGGUGCCGGCGGCUGGUGCCAGGGCGUGUGGGGGGAGCUGGCUGCACACCUCAUCACCGCGUACACCUGCGGCUGUCCUGGACAACAUUUUUGCAGACUGCUGGGGGGCGCAUGUGGGGGUGGGGCGCAUGUGCUGGAUGGUGGGGCUAAACAUGUGUCGUAGCGCUGUACCGUGACCCGACCCAGCCACUGCGACCCGACUGGCGACUGCGCGUACUAGCGGUCUGCACUGGGCGCCGCCGGCCUAGGGGGGGGAGCGCCGCUACUGGCUGGACAGCGGGGUGCAGGUGUGGGCGCAAAAGCGCAGGAUAGUACAGAGGCGUGUGAGGCGGCGUGUGAGGAGGCCGAGCACGCCGCCGAGCUAUGUACUUUGUUUUCGGGGACCACGCGUCGUCACACCCGGCCCCUGCUGUGCCGCCCGCCGCACAUGGAUGAACACACGCGUCCCCUGGAUACAUGUGUAAACAGCGAGCCAU
Molecule: messenger RNA, 2115 nt
Organism: Chlamydomonas reinhardtii
Lineage: Eukaryota; Viridiplantae; Chlorophyta; Chlorophyceae; Chlamydomonadales; Chlamydomonadaceae
Exons: 7
Coding region: 225-1550 (441 amino acids)
Source: RefSeq, a predicted model, not a curated record